AGAGCGUUGAAGCUUGAAGGCCAUGACGACCCCAUAUGCAUCGUUUAACACGACUCCGAGCACACCUUCGGGUGCCAACGCUGCACCAAACUAUUUUAUGACGCCGACGCCACCGCCAACUCGGGGCAGACCCAGAGGAUCCGCACCAGGGACUGGCGCGAAACGGGGUCGAAAACCGCGAGGAGGUUCUACUCUAGGAACCAAUUCACCGCGUAUACCUCAAGGAGGCCUUACAAAUGUUAGCAGUACGCAGACAGGAACGAGCUCGAACUAUGUGCACUGGGCAGUGCCAAGCGGGACUGGUCCAGGGGAGGGGAGCACGGCUGGUGGCUCUGGUGGCACUAUACUUCAAGGUGGCGUUUCAGCUAGCCCUGGACAGUCUCCGGCGAUAGGAGGUGCGGCGGGAAGCGGUGGUCAGCAGCUCCGCGAUGGGGCAUCGUCGGCAGCCGCCAUUAGUGGAACCAGCUCACUGCCAACAGGCACUCCAUUGUUGGAUAUGUCCAAACUCAUCAGCUUCCCCGGUGCUGCUAUGUUGUCUGGAGUACCAGCACUUGCUAAUACGCGUCCUGGUCAAGCCCCUGCCGAGGAAGACGGGGAAGGAGACGACGAGCUACUGCCUGCAAUGGCUGACGACGACUACUCCGCCCAGCUGUCAUGGCAGAGUCAGUCUAAAGACAACUUAAA
Laccaria bicolor S238N-H82 is the source of this 684-nucleotide messenger RNA. RefSeq lists its product as uncharacterized. The annotation marks the transcript as partial. NCBI's taxonomy places the organism in Eukaryota, Fungi, Basidiomycota, Agaricomycetes, Agaricales, Hydnangiaceae. The transcript has a single exon. The record is from RefSeq and is a predicted model, not a curated record.